Elephantulus edwardii (Cape elephant shrew) is the source of this 753-nucleotide messenger RNA. It is a transcript of the gene DRAM1, whose product is annotated as DNA-damage regulated autophagy modulator 1. The record is from RefSeq and is a predicted model, not a curated record. Gene Ontology annotation, biological process: regulation of autophagy. Lineage: Eukaryota; Metazoa; Chordata; Mammalia; Macroscelidea; Macroscelididae. Gene Ontology annotation, cellular component: lysosome. The transcript is spliced from 7 exons.
AUGCUGGGCGUCUUUAGGGGCAUGGCCUUCGUCCCCUUCCUCCUGGUGACCUGGUCAUCCGCCGCCUUCAUCAUCUCCUACGUGGUCGCCGUCCUGUCCGGGCACGUCAACCCCUUCCUCCCCUACAUCAGGUGCUCUGACUCAGGCUCAACCCCACCUGACAGUAACAACGGCAUUUUUGAAUUCUAAAAAGCCCCAAAGGUUGAAUGUUCACUAAACUGUCUUUCUUUUUCAGGUGCAGCCACAAUGUACACAAGAUAUAAGAUCGUGGAGAAGCAAAAUGAGACUUGCUAUUACAGCACGCCUGUGUUUAACUUGGUGUCCCUGGUGCUGGGAUUGGUGGGCUGCAUCGGGAUGGGCAUUGUAGCUAAUUUUCAGGAGCUCGCUGUCCCAGUGGUCCACGACGGGGGUGCCCUGCUGGCCUUUGUCUGUGGCGUUGUGUACACGCUCCUACAGUCCAUCAUCUCUUACAAAUCGUAUCCCCAGUGGAACAGCCUCACCAUGUGCUACAUCCGCAUGGCCAUUUCUGCCCUGUCCUGUGCAGCUGUCGUCCCCAUGAUUGUCUGCGCUUCCCUAAUUUCUAUAACCAAACUGGAGUGGAAUCCAAAAGAAAAGGAUUACAUGUAUCACGUGGUGAGCGCUAUCUGUGAAUGGACCGUGGCCUUUGGCUUUAUCUUCUACUUCCUAACCUUCAUCCAGGAGUUCCAGAGUGUCACCCUAAGGAUAUCCACAGAAAUCAAUGAUGACAUUUGA